AAGUGUCAGAAUUGCGCGUUGUUAUAUACACUUUUUUGUCGUCUGCAAAGACGGGAUAAUUUUGCUACUUCAGUGUUAAAUCAAUUUAUUUGAAUAUUCAAGUGUUUUUCAAAAGUAAUUCAGUGCUAAAGAGUAUUGAGUGCUGUAUAUUUUGGACGAAUAUACCACACAAGUUAACCUACAACAAGAACACAUUUUUCCAAUCGGAACGUGAAUACAAAACGUACGGGCGUCAAGGCAGACGGCAGCCAAAUUAAGAAACAAAGCUAAAAUGGUGUGAAAUUAUUGCCGGAGACCGGGUUUUUAGUGUGCAUCGGUCAUUUUUUAGCAGUGAUUUGGUUAUUUUGCAUUUUCAUUUCCGGAAUUGGUUUAGUUGAAAUUCUGUUGAUUUUAAGAAACCCCCUUCGAUUUUUCGCAAUUAAUACGUUUCACAUAUAUACGAGUACAUAAACAAAAGCUAAGUUAUGUCAUCAACCGCUAGCAAGAGGAAAGAAAUCUACAAAUACCUAGCGCCAUGGCCGCUAUACUCCAUGAACUGGAGUGUUCGUCCUGACAAACGAUUUCGUCUUGCUUUAGGCAGUUUCAUUGAGGAAUACAACAACAAAGUCCAAAUCAUAAGUCUCGAUGAAGAUACCAGCGAAUUCAGUGCUAAGAGCACUUUCGACCAUCCAUACCCGACUACUAAAAUAAUGUGGAUACCAGAUUCCAAAGGAAUCUAUCCCGACUUAUUAGCAACCAGCGGUGACUAUUUACGUGUUUGGCGCGCCGGGGAACCAGAUACACGGCUGGAGUGUAUUCUAAAUAACAAUAAAAAUAGUGACUUCUGUGCGCCAUUAACAUCGUUCGAUUGGAAUGAAGUGGAUCCGAAUCUCGUUGGCACCUCCUCGAUUGACACAACGUGCACAAUCUGGGGCCUGGAAACAGGACAACCACAUGGACGUGUCUAUGUAUCCGGUCAUGUUAAAACACAACUGAUUGCGCAUGAUAAAGAGGUAUAUGACAUAGCUUUCUCACGAGCAGGCGGUGGACGCGAUAUGUUCGCAUCGGUCGGCGCAGAUGGCUCAGUUCGUAUGUUCGAUCUGAGGCAUUUAGAACAUUCGACUAUCAUAUAUGAGGAUCCCACGCAUACGGCUUUGUUACGUUUAGCCUGGAAUAAACAGGAUCCGAAUUAUUUAGCCACAGUAGCGAUGGAUUCAUGUGAAGUUAUAAUUUUAGAUGUUCGUGUUCCUUGUACACCUGUUGCAAGACUGAGCAAUCACAGAGCGUGCGUCAAUGGUAUUGCGUGGGCGCCGCACAGUUCCUGUCACAUAUGCACUGCCGGUGAUGAUCACCAAGCACUGAUCUGGGAUAUACAACAAAUGCCGCGCGCAAUUGAGGAUCCAAUAUUGGCAUACACAGCCGCCGAAGGUGAAGUGAAUCAAAUACAAUGGGGUGCGACACAACCCGAUUGGAUAGCGAUUUGCUAUAAGAAAGCAUGUGAAAUAUUGCGUGUCUAGAAAUGGCAUAAUACGACGCCAAAAAUAAGCAGCAUGCGCACAUACAUCGCCACAGCUUCAGCCACAAACAUUAUUAUAAUCUAUGUAAUAUAUCUGACGAUAAUUACAAGUAGCUACUUCAAAAUUUUUUUGACAAAAAAAUCUUAACUGCGACUAUUUUAUGGUCAGUUCUGUUCUAUGACCGUUCGUAUGUAGUUCGCUGUGAGUUUUGUUAAAGGUUGCGACUUUUGUUCAUUUUAUUCAAAUAUGUAGUUUGCUUGUAUUUAUUAUUAUUUUUUUUUUUUAGUUUUUUAAUCAUUUAGUAAUUUUUAGGUUUAAAUUAAGUAAAGUAAAAUGCAAACAAACACUAAUUGGAAAACGCUUUUAUUUAUCAGAAAUUACAAGAAAAAAUUAAGAAAUUUAUGGAAUUCCCUCUAAACUCGAAAGUGUGGAAAUCAUGAAAGUAUUUUUCAUACAAUUGAGUAAAUUCAUUAAAUACAACAAUACUUUAGGCUUUUGAAGGUUUUCAGUUAGUUUAAAUGAAUAACAUUAAUUAAUUUAUUUAUUUAUUCUUUGCAUACUCAUUUUGCCUGGUUUUGUUGUUCCUUUUCGGGUGUUCAUCUCAUUAAUCGCGACAAGUGACGCUAUUGAUUGUCGUUUAUUUUUGUUUUGAUUAUAAAUCGCUGAACGAAUGUAAUUCUGAAUCUGAUAAAUGUAUGUAUGUACCAAACACAUCAGUGCUGUGUGGCAGGGUGUAUAAAACUAAGCAUUUUGUAAUUAACAUUGUAUGUACAUUUCUUACCACUACUUCAAUUGGCAUACAUAUAAUGUUAGCAUACCAUACAAACAUACAUACAUAUGUACAUAAAUUAUAUAGGUACAUACGAGUGUAGUGACUCUAAAGCGGUCAUAAAUUAAAAAGCAAAACCCAAAAACUUAACAAGUAAACAGUGGUAAGUAAGUGACUAACACCUAAAAUUAGCCUAGCAAUAUAAACUAUACAUUUACUAUAUACAUAACAUGAGCCAGAGCCACAUCAAUAGAACUGAUUACAAACUUACUAAACUAAUUAUUACUUACUCGUCAAUGCAAUAUAAAAAAGUGUAAUUUUCUUUAUUAACAGCAAUGCGAACCGAUCGAAACGUAUAUGAACUACACCAACAGAAAUUAAAAACCAAAAAAAAAA
Rhagoletis pomonella (apple maggot) is the source of this 2661-nucleotide messenger RNA. It is a transcript of the gene wap, whose product is annotated as DDB1- and CUL4-associated factor 7. The transcript has 6 exons. The coding region runs from base 465 to 1496 and encodes 343 amino acids. Gene Ontology annotation, molecular function: protein binding. Gene Ontology annotation, cellular component: nucleus. The record is from RefSeq and is a predicted model, not a curated record. Lineage: Eukaryota; Metazoa; Arthropoda; Insecta; Diptera; Tephritidae.